Messenger RNA from Coccinella septempunctata (seven-spotted ladybird), 1620 nucleotides. RefSeq lists its product as uncharacterized. The record is from RefSeq and is a predicted model, not a curated record. Bases 126 to 671 code for a protein of 181 amino acids. Lineage: Eukaryota; Metazoa; Arthropoda; Insecta; Coleoptera; Coccinellidae. The transcript is spliced from 2 exons.
UCAACAGGUUUUUUCUGUGAUUAUGAAAAAAUAUUUUCAAAUUAUUUUGUGCGUGAAUGUUUUCGAAUCCUCUGUAAUUGUAGCCUGGUAUCAAUUUUUGAGCAGCGUAAGUUUAUUUAUUUUAAAUGGAUAAUAACGGGAGACGCAAGCGUUGCUCUAUUAAGAAUUGUACCAGUUCAGGAGUGAGAUUGUUCCGUUUCCCUAAUCCGAAAAAUGAACAAAGAGUUAUCCAAUGGAAAAUAGCAUGUGGUGAUGAAAAUAUUAUGAAAAAGGAACCCUCAGUACUGUAUAGUACAAACAGAAUUUGUAGUAACCACUUUGAAGCUAUGUAUAUGAAUGGUCAUAAUUUAAAUAAAGCCGCUAUUCCUACUCUGAAUCUAUUCUUAAAACCACAGACGAAAGAUAUAGCUACACAAACUGAAAAUUUACAACAAAUUUUAGUACUGGAAAGGCAAAUCGUGAAGGUGCCUGAAGAACAUAUACAGAAAGAACAUGUCCAGAUCCAGACAACACAAGAUUUAUCUGCAAAUUCACCAAGAAAAAGUAAACUGAGGAUGUUGUUGAAGGAAAAGAAUAGAAAAAUUAAGCAAUUGAAUACAAAAAUAAUGGAAUUGCAACAAAUGAAUAGUUCGCAAGGGGAAACAGAAGAGAUUUGUCUAAUUAUUGAAUAGACACUGAGCCAGUAUAUAUUUUGGUGCCAUCCGAAGUUUUUUUACUACCUACAUGUUUGAAAAGUAUUUUUAUUUUAUUAACAUAGAUCAAGUAGUACAAAACAACAAUUUUUUUCCUAUUCUCAUAAGCCAACUGUAAUCCAUCCAAACAAGUAGUAAUAAGAAGGAACUUGAAUAAGUGCAUUUCUAAAUAUUUUGAUCAGGUUUGUCCCUACUAAGUUGUUCUGAAAAAUAUUUUUAUUGUACCUUAUAUAAUGAUAAUGGUUUGCUGGGUUCAAUUUGACCAAUGACACCCUCAUUGCCUGUGACGAUUCACAGCAAAAAGAUAGUAGAGUUGUUAAAAUUUUUUUUUACAUUUUAAUUACAAAAUAAGUUUUCUGCACUUUCCAAAUUGAACCGAGUGAGGGUCGGCCAGGUUGUCUCUGCUUUACAACUUUGCUAGCAUAGAGUACAUCAUUAUUAGGCAAAUCCAUAAGUCAAAUGUCCAUCGUGGUCCAGUAAACAGAGGUCUAAAAUCGAAUUUCUCAGAAUGAGAUACAUUUUUCAUAUAAUGAUUAUAGCAGUAAAAGAAUAAUGGUCAAAAAUGCAGGUGUCAGAAUUAUCAGGAACUGUGAAAAAUACGUGAAAAUGUUUAGAAAUGGAAAGUUACGUUUUUCUCUAAAUUUCCUAAAAGGCGUUUCGAACAGUUAAUGAACUUAUGUCUGGAGACGUUUCGUUUUCAAUAGAAAGGGUGGAAAACUUUGAAGAAAAAAAAUUUAUUUUAUUAAUAUACCCUUUAUGAGGUAUCUUUUGGAGAGUUAUCCCAGUAAUUUCUAGAAUAUGUUGGAUGGAAGAAAAGAAUCGUCCCGUAGAUUUAAUUUUAGCGUUUCCGGAUACAUGUUUUUAAAGAAAUGUUUAUUUUUAUGAUAGGCUUUUGAAGAAGGACGCAAAGGAAUGGAAUCAAUAAUAG